AUGCGCCUGCAAGGCACGAACACCUACAUUGUCGGCACCGGGAAGUCAAGGCUACUAAUAGAUACAGGCCAGGGUGAAGCCUUCUGGACCAACCACAUCCGACAAGUCCUGGCCAGCCUGGAAAUAACCCUGUCCCACGUGCUUUUUACCCUCUGGCACAGCGACCACACAGGCGGGGUGCCGGAUCUCAUCGCGCAUCGGCCCGAAUGCACCGCUUGGAUCAACAAGUGUGAUCCAUAUCACAACCAGAAGGCCAUUGUGGACAGAGAUAUUUUCCGCGUUAAAGGCGCUACCGUCCGCGCCGUCUUCACCCCGGGCCAUGCUCACGACCAUAUUUGUUUCGAGCUCGAGGAAGAAAAUGCCUUAUUCACGGGUGAUAAUAUCCUCAGCCAUGGGCAGUCGGUCUUUGAGGACCUGGGCCUGUUCACAAAGAGUCUCUGGGACAUGGCGAAUCCGAACUGCCAGCUUGGGUAUCCUGCGCAUGGAGACAUGUUGCGGGACCUGCCGCAGAAAAUGUUUAAGGUUAUUAAGUAG
Aspergillus tanneri is the source of this 534-nucleotide messenger RNA. It is a transcript of the gene LACTB2, whose product is annotated as Beta-lactamase-like protein 2. NCBI's taxonomy places the organism in Eukaryota, Fungi, Ascomycota, Eurotiomycetes, Eurotiales, Aspergillaceae. The record is from RefSeq and is a predicted model, not a curated record. The transcript is spliced from 2 exons. Gene Ontology annotation, biological process: secondary metabolite biosynthetic process. Bases 1 to 534 code for a protein of 177 amino acids.